AUGGCCACUCCGCCCUCAUCCUCGUCGUCAAGCGUCUGGGCCGCCGCCCUGUCUUUGCCGUCCCUGACCUUCACCUCACAGUCCAUCAAGCCAGCCAAGCUCACAUUGACGCCCCACCAUCUCUUCUACAUCCUUUCACGAUUCGAGGAGCUCGGCAUACCUGUUGGUCCCAUGAAUGUGCGACUGGAGAACAUCCACACGGACGCUUCACCCGCAAACUAUGUCUCGUUCCUCGGCAGCGCUCAGCGCAGCAAAACAAAGUCUUCCGACCGCGACUCCAUACAUUCAGUGUCGAGCGUUCGCAGUGUCAUGUCAGGCAUGUCCUCGCUUUGGUCCACCUUUCGCAUUGGAUCAAACAGUGAAGCCAAGGCAGAGAAACAGAAAGUUCAACUCCAAGAAGACUUGCGAUAUCUCUACUCUGCAUUUACUAAGAUUCCCUGCCUGAGGCUGUCUCCUGACCACAAAGCCCGUCUCAUUGCGGGUUAUGAAGAAUUUCCCUUCGACACUGCCGUCCCUUUGUUCGCUUUCAAGAAUGUCACUGCGCUUGAGAUUCACGAUGUAGACUUUCGGCAAUUCUAUGGCUGGGACCGCCUGGCCGAAAACCUUCGCAGUCUUACUGUCAAGCGAGCAGGUGUUGACGAUCCCGCUGACCUUCUUAUCAAUGUCGUCUUGGACGACAUGGACAAGCGUCGUAGACGGUCGGCAAAGACACACGCUUCUUCCGCGCCUUGGUCUACCGCAAGCCCGUCCGCCAAGGUUGAGCACAAGCCCAAGAAGCGCGGUCGUGGCGCCGGAGAAUUCGUCCAAGACGCGCCAGCGACAGCGCAGUACCUCUCCCACGCGGCCCCCAAGCUCUCGUCAUGCUCCUCUAACCUCCUCUCCAUGGGCUGGUUUCCUGCAACCAAGUGGCGCUUCUUGCGACAUCUGAGCUUGGCCGACAAUGCUCUGACCAACAUAUCAGUUGCAAGUCUGGCUCCCUUGGCAAACACAUUACAGUCUCUUGAUAUUUCUGCCAAUUUAUUUGCUGAGAUUCCUGACAGUCUUGCCAGCCUGACCUGUUUGCGCGCACUGAACCUGUCCAAUUGCAUGAUUGACAGCUUGCACUCUUUGGGUCGUAACCCGCUGCCAGCCAUCACGACGCUCAACCUUCGUUCCAACCGCUUGACAUCGUUGGCUGGUGUUGAGCGACUGCUAUCUCUGGAGCGGGUCGAUUUCCGUGAUAACAGGUUGACUGAUCCUACAGAAGUUGCGCGACUGACUGGCGUUCCCGACAUAACUGAUAUCUAUGUCAAUCGCAAUCCGUUUUGCAAAACGCACUCCACCUACAGAGUGACCAUUUUCAAUCUGUUCCGCAAGACGCCAGGCUAUACGGAAGAUAUUGUCAUCGAUUCUGUAGGACCUAGCAAUGCCGAGAAGAAGCAACUCGUUGACCGAGUUCCCGAACGCCAUGGUGUUCCCAUCGUUAAGCCGCCACCCGAGGAUGACUCGCAACCCCCGCGACACGUACCACCAAAGGUUGUCAAAUCUGUCGAUACUUCCUCCGACAUAACAGGUGUGCUUCAGCGUACCGGUUCCCUGCAACGUACCAAGAGUGGGCGCAGUGCACAAGGUUCCCAAAAGAAGAAGAAGGGCCCUAAAAGGAGAAUUGUCGAGCUCUCUCAGACCGACUCGCUGCAGUCGUCAUCGCACUCUAGUUUGACAGGGUUGGCAUACGAGGAUACUGUCGUCGGACAAGCCCCUAAGAUCACGAAGACUGCAAGCAACACAUUGGCCACGGAUACGCCCCGGCUUGUAGAGCCGUCCAAGGGACAAGUUUCUGGAGAUCCUACCAAGAAGAGUAUUUUAGAGGAGCGUACAGUCGCACACGAACCUCACACAAGCCACCAACAGUUGCCCUCAAUCGAUACCGCACCCCCGACCAAAACCGCCGAUCCGGAAUCAACGGAAUUCGACGUCAGCGAGGACUUGUACAAGAAGAAGAUCGAAGCCCUUCGGCAAGACUUCGGUAACACAUGGCUUAGCGCGCUAGGAGACGAGAGCUGGGACACCACAUCGGUCAAUAGUUUUCCUUCGGAUCGUGGGUAUAGCUCCCCUACCAUGCGGCCAACACUACCUCGUACACCGAGCCAAAGCAUCGUUUCUGGUCGUACACUUGGCUGA
This is a messenger RNA of Alternaria novae-zelandiae, 2160 nucleotides long. RefSeq lists its product as uncharacterized. The record is from RefSeq and is a predicted model, not a curated record. Lineage: Eukaryota; Fungi; Ascomycota; Dothideomycetes; Pleosporales; Pleosporaceae. Gene Ontology annotation, molecular function: protein kinase binding. The transcript has 4 exons. The coding region runs from base 1 to 2160 and encodes 719 amino acids. Gene Ontology annotation, cellular component: cytoplasm.